AUGCCUAAAAAACCUGCCAAGUCCUCACACCACCACUCCACCACAACCCUUACAUGUAGCAACAAUGCGCGUGAUCUAUGGAGUCAAGAAGCAAAAUCUAUAAGAUUGGAUUAUGGCAGUUGUGACUGGUCUGACAGGUUAAAUCAAAUUUUGGAGCAGAUGGUCACACGAAUGAAUGAGAACGGCUAUAUUUUACAACAGACUGAGGAAAUGGAGUUCAACGUAUGGAAACAUUCUUUGCAUGGAAAGCCUCAUCAAAGAAAAAUCAGAUUUAAAAGUAUUCCUUGGGUAGAAGAAAGAAUUUUGGAAAUUAUUGAUGGACAAAAACAAAUAGAUAUCAAAACAAUCAGAGAGGUUGACCUUCCCAAAGAAAAUGAGCUUACAUUUCUUCAAGCCAGCCAUCAAACACCUCUAUCCUUUUCCUUUGACAAUAUCAACUCAUUCCUUUCAUUCGGAAUUAUAUUUCUAUAUGGAUUGCUUAAAUGCCAUGACCGGUUACAAAUGAGUGAAAAUUUGUCAUGCUUAUUAGUGUCAUCCUUGAACGAUUCCACACAUUCCUACUCCCUAUCGUCCGACAUGAAAAUGUUAGCAUUUGCUGGAAUACCUUACUCUUUUACGGUACUGAGCAAAGACGUUCUGGAUGUUAAAAUUGCGACGCUGGAGCCCAUAUGGAAGGCAACGCUUAUAGCACACACCUUAAAUCAACAAAAUGUCAAACAAAUAAGGAGAAAUCAAGUUUGUGACAUCUGUUCUCAUGUUGAUUCUAAAACAAUCUUUGCUUUCACAACCAAUAUCAGCGGAGAGUACAUACUGGAAUUGGAAUGUCAAAGAAACAAGAAAUGGAAAAAGAUAAUACCUGUCUCUGUCAAAUCUUCAAAGUUUAGCUUUAAACAUAGCUACAUUUGCUUUCAGGAUGAAGAAAUUGCUAAAGCUAAUGAGCAGAAAGUUAUUGAUCUGCAUAUUUGUGACAUGUUUAACAAUCCAUCCUUUUCAGGAUUUAAUUUGGAAAUGUUAGAAAUUCAAAUUUUUGAAGUUGUUUCAAAAUCUAGAUAUAUUUGGGCAAAUGGACAGUUCAUAGACGGAGAAGCUUCUCUCUUGAAUAUUGUCAUAAUUCAAUCUGAAACAAAGAUUAGCGUUGCAUUUUCAAGUAAGAAAUCCUCUACUUAUGAAAUUGAGAUGUUUUAUACAGUGAACGAUAGGCGCCUAAGUUUCAACUCACCAAACCAAACUGAUAGUAGAUUGGUAUGCAAAGUAGUUCCUUCAACCUUUGACCAUUAUACCAUUUGCUGCUCAGAAGAUGAUAGCACACUAUAUACAUCAAUGGAGACGAUUUCAAUGGUCUUUACAGCAGUAGAUGAAUAUGAGAACGAGUUAGAAUUGGAUGAUUUAAAUGCAAACAUUGAAAUUAAGCUUCGGUAUGAGUCUCCUGCCGAAUAUCUUGAAUACGCUGACUUUCUUCAACCUAAUCACUCCUCAAUCAAAGCAACUUAUUUUCAUGAAAAAGGACCAAAAUUGAAAACAUCUUUUACGCCAUUAUGGAAAGGAGUUUAUUCAGUCCAUUUUUACUUUAAGGGUACAAAAAUAAGAAAGACAAUUUUUAUUGUAAAUGAAAGUGCUUGUGAGCAAACAAGAUUGGAACAAUUGAGAUAUGACAUUCAACGAAUAACUAUUCAGAAAGAAAAAGAUAGAAUUCAAGAGGAAAUUAAUGCCUGGACAAAAAAUCAAACCUUUAGACAAAUUUUAAAUCAUGUCGUUGAGAAAUAUCAUCCCAAUAAGGAAGACCAUGCAUCUUUGCUUCUUCCCAUAAGUGCCGAUAGACCUGAAAUAUUGAAACUGUAUAAGAAGGUUGUAUUUAUAAUUCACACAGACCAGUCUCCAUUACUGAGAAAUUAUAUGAACGCACAAGAAAGGGAAUUAUUGAUUUGUGAGUUGAAUUUGAUAUUCAAUGCAGUCCAACAAGCAUACAGAAGAUGGAAAGCACUCACAAAGCUGCAUUAA
This is a messenger RNA of Naegleria fowleri, 1998 nucleotides long. RefSeq lists its product as uncharacterized. The record is from RefSeq and is a predicted model, not a curated record. The transcript has a single exon. The coding region runs from base 1 to 1998 and encodes 665 amino acids. Lineage: Eukaryota; Heterolobosea; Eutetramitea; Acrasida; Naegleriidae.